Corythoichthys intestinalis (scribbled pipefish) is the source of this 1040-nucleotide messenger RNA. RefSeq names its product transmembrane and ubiquitin-like domain containing 1 (gene tmub1). The transcript has 3 exons. The coding region runs from base 249 to 938 and encodes 229 amino acids. NCBI's taxonomy places the organism in Eukaryota, Metazoa, Chordata, Actinopteri, Syngnathiformes, Syngnathidae. The record is from RefSeq and is a predicted model, not a curated record. Gene Ontology annotation, molecular function: protein binding.
AUUGACGUCUAUCGCCGUCAAUGGCAGUCCAAAAACCAAAUGAAGACAAAUCCGUGAUUUACUGACAACAGGUUUUAUUAUUACACUAAAAAACGUCCACAAGGAGGCGCCAUCAGCCAAGACCACAGAAGAAGACAAGGCGGAUGUGUUGUGAGAGAGUGAAGUUAGUAAACGAGAACCCUAUUAGCUUCCAGGCUAACACCUGACAUGAGACUUAAAAGCUGAACCGCGGUGCAUGACCGGCGGCGAUGUCGUUGAUCGAGGGCGUCGGUGACGAGGUGACGCUGGUGCUGGCGGUGCUGGCGGCAGCGGUGGUGCUACUGCUGGCCUGGACCUCCACCCGAACCUCAGAGCAUCCGCGGGCACCAGUACCUCCCGCCGCCACCGCCCCUCCUCCGACCGCCUCGAGCCCGGACUCUGUCCCAGCCGCCGAAGCCCCGCCCCGAGUUGACGACAAGAGCGACGAGGCGGCGGUGAGCGACGACUCUGAGAGGAACAUGGUGGUCCGACUCAAGUUUCUUAACGACACAGAGAGGACUGCGCACGUCAAACCUCAAGACACCGUCGGAUACAUUAAAAGGACGUACUUCUCGGGGCAGGAGCGCCACGUCCGCCUUAUCUACCAAGGUCAGCUCUUACGGGAUGACGGCGCCACGCUGGAAGCGCUCCACCUGUCGCACAACUGCGUGCUGCACUGCCACAUCUCACAGCACGCGGCGGCGGCGGCGGGCACAGAAGGCGGCGCGGCGGCGGCCGAGCAGGUCCAGGUGGCGCUCAACGUGGGCGGCCUGAUGGUGCCGCUGCUGGUGCUGAUGCUAGCCGUGCUGUGGUAUUGCCAAAUCCAGUACCGCCACCUUUUCACGGCCCCGGCGUCGGCGUCGCUGCUGGGCGUCACCGUCUUCCUCAGCCUGCUGGCCUUCGGAAUCUACCGUCGCUAGAAACUUUUCAUCUCGUGCCUAUUUGGUUUCCGUUUCCGCCACCAGGUGGCCUCCCGUCUGGAUGUUGACGAAAGAAAUUCUAUUAAAUCAUUGACUGUAAAA